AUGCUUACACCCAAGUUAUCCCUGCUCCUGGCAGCAACGUUCAGUCAUGCAAAACAAGCUAGAAACUACAUUCUCCCCAAUCUUCUCAACCAUUCAGUGCCCCUCGACACUACUGUCGGCAAUGAAUCAUACGAUCGACCUUUUAUCACCUCUCACAACUUGACGACCUACGAGUGGUGGUAUUUCGAUGCUGUCGCAGCUGAUGGUCAGUCUUCCGUCGUGAUUUCAUCCCUUAUCUCCCCCACCGUCUCUGGUCAAGGUACACAACUUCUUGUACAAGUCAUACAGUUACUUGGCAAAAGUAUCCGAUCAAUUUUACAGUAUCUGAUCGACUUUUUGAUCGGAUACUUUUGCCACCUAACUGUAUCCCCUCAAGGUGCACUUUUCGACAAGGUAAUAGAUUAUGGUCCAUCUGGCGCUUUAUAUGUUUCAGCUCUAGGAGAUGGAUCAAGCGGAGUAAUAGGUGACGGUGACUUCACGUGGAUCGGUAAAGCAGACCUGAGUGAAUACACGCUCUCUCUCGACCUUCCGGAGCAUAAUAUCAGCGGGACUGUCACCCUUAUCUCGGCUGCCAAACCAUUUGUCGGAUGCGAUUCAUUCGGUGCUGCCGCGACUACGGAUGUGUUCUGGUGGUUCAAUUGGAUCAACUUGAUGGGCGACGCUGUUGCUGUGGUUGACCUGAAAGUGGGUGAUCAAAGAAUAGCCUUUACAGGAAACGGAUAUCAUGACAAGAACUGGGGACCUGUGCCGUAUGCUCCUCAUGUCGGACAUUGGUAUUGGGGUCAUGGUAGAGCUGGAGACUACAGCGUCGUUUGGUCCCGUGUGGUGACGACUGACAAUCUCACCAAAGCCGGCGGAUGGAUUACUAGGGGCGACGAAAUCUUGUAUUCUGGGUGCGUCGAAGACGACUCCAUUACUGUUCAACCUUUCGGCGACAACGUCACCAUACCUCCCAAUCGUCCCAACGACACCCAAAAUAUCGAAGGAUUUCACAUCACCGUUGAUGGAGGGGAAAAUAAUCGAUUUGCUUUCACCUUUGACCAGAACGCUUACACCAAUGAGAAACAAGGAUUUUACGCUAGAUGGAUUGGUCAAUUCUUUGGGGGUAAAAUUGGCGAAGAGCCAUGUUCUGGGGUAGCGGUCACUGAGCAGAUGGGUCCAUUUCUAUCUAGAGUCUGA
This is a messenger RNA of Kwoniella shivajii, 1179 nucleotides long. RefSeq lists its product as uncharacterized. Lineage: Eukaryota; Fungi; Basidiomycota; Tremellomycetes; Tremellales; Cryptococcaceae. The record is from RefSeq and is a predicted model, not a curated record. The transcript is spliced from 3 exons. Bases 1 to 1179 code for a protein of 392 amino acids.